This is a messenger RNA of Mesorhabditis spiculigera, 636 nucleotides long. The record is from the annotation of a GenBank genome assembly. Lineage: Eukaryota; Metazoa; Nematoda; Chromadorea; Rhabditida; Rhabditidae.
AUGAGGUAUUUCGUGGCAAUAGCGCUAUUCGGAAUUGUAGCCGCUCGUACUGGCUUUGAUGCGAUCGGCGCUAUUUCAGUUAGCACUUUCCAGUGCUUGAAGAAGGAUGGAUAUGAUUUUUAUGUGGCCAGGGUUUGGCAGGAGAUCAACAACUACGACACCAGCGGCAUCCAGAACAUCAAGAAUGCACGUGCAGCCGGAUUCACCGACGUCGACGGCUACAUCUACCCGUGUCUGCGUUCCAAUUGCCCGGCUGGCGCGAACCAGGUUGAGGCCGUCAUCGACAAGCUGCACGCGGAUGGGGCUACUAUCGGCACGCUGUGGCUUGACGUUGAGGGCACCUGGCCGUCCGACAAGACGCACAAUCAGAACUUCAUCAAGGGAAUGGCAGACGCGGCCGAGAAAAAGGGCGUGAAAGUCGGUGUCUACACCGGUCAAUACUCGUGGCCGGAAAUCGUCGGAUCCUGGACCGGGAUGUCGAAAUACCCACUCUGGUGGCCCAACUACAACAAUGACCCUGGAUUCGGAAGAUUCGUCUCUUACGGAGGCUGGAGCAAGCCGGCGAUCCAUCAAUACCAAGGAGAUUUGACGAAGCGCCCGUGUGGACUUGGUGAUAUGGAUCUUGAUUACAAGGCC